Lactuca virosa is the source of this 626-nucleotide messenger RNA. The record is from the annotation of a GenBank genome assembly. Lineage: Eukaryota; Viridiplantae; Streptophyta; Magnoliopsida; Asterales; Asteraceae.
UUGACUCCAUUUAAGUUCAACCCUAUUUCUCUCUCUCUCUCCGUGGAAUUAAUGGAGAAAACCGGAGGUGACUGGAAAGAAAAACAGGUAAUACAAUAUCACUCCUUAUCGGAACGGAAAACUCCACCGGAAGACGUCAAGCUCGCUGCAAUCGCCGUUAGCCUGGAUAUACGUUUAAGAUCAGCCGACAUGGCUAUCCCAAUGCAAGAGCGUGCCCUUUGUCUCACCAGAUCGCUCAUCGAUUCUUCCUCUUCGCGUCGUCCUAAUCUCACUCUUCUCGCUCGUUCUCUCAAAAAGGAGUUUGAUCGGUGGUACGGACCGGCAUGGCACUGUGUGGCGGGGAAGAGUUUCGGAUCGUUUGUGACGCACUCGCCGGGAGGAUUUUUGUAUUUCUCUGUGGAUUCCUACUCUUUUCUUCUAUUCAAAACAGAGGUUCAUUUGAUUUGCAACGAUCUUCCUCCGCCUUGCCGUCGGUGAAUUUCUCCGGUUUACAUUUGGAACACUCGAAAAUCGUAUCAAAUUAACCGAUAGUUUCAGGUGAACUUUUUUUUGAAAAUUGACAAAACAUUUGCCGCUUUGAGUUCGAUUACUUUAUAAAUCUCCUUCCACUUCCAUUAUUACGCCAG